AUGGCCUUUGCAUCAGAGAAGAAUUCCUCACUAGAUGUUACUGACAGUGGAUCAUUUGAUCAGUCCUCCACGCACACAGCGAGCGAGCAGAUUGUUAGAACAAGCAAAAUGACUGAAGAUGAAGCUGAGGACUUGAUAACUGUUGUGCUGCUGCCAGAUUCUGAUCCCAGAACAUUUGAGAGCAGGGUGCCUCAGAAGAGUUUGACGCAACACAUCCAGUUACUGCAGAGUGAAAAAUCCAGAGCUGCCAGCUUCACUGUGCAGCUGUUCCAGAUGCUGAACCACUCAGUGGCAUCUUUACACUGCAAGCUCAGUAUCUGCCUGAAUGACCACGCAGAGCGUGAGCAGAUUUCAGACUUUGGGUUGUCUAGAUGGAUAGAGCAGUCGAGCCGGAUGCAGUACAUGGAGAGAUCAGCCUUGAGGGGCACCCUGAGCUACAUCCCGCCCGAAAUGUUUCUCCAAAGCACCAGGCCUCCAGGAACUGAAUACGAUGUGUAUAGCUUCGGGAUUGUCAUUUGGGAAGUUCUUAUGCAGAAGAAGCCAUAUUCAGGAGCCAACAUGAUGGCCGUUGUAGUCGGGACUUCAGCAGGCAGGUGGCCCUGCCUAGAGUCCAUCUGUGAUGAGUGGCGGAAAUGCCAGCAGAUGGUUGACUUGCUGAAGAAGUGCUGGGAUCAAGACCCCAAGAAAAGGCCACACUUCACAGAUAUCCCUGUGGAAACUGACAUGCUCCUGCCAUUAAUGCAAAGCCUUGUGGUGGAUCUGGAGAAUGAGUGCCUCGUCAGGAAGAUGUCUCACAAGCCCACCAGAUCUGGGAGACAAAAAAGACUGAUCUCGAUGUUCCCCACCAGCGAGGUCGAAGGCCUGGAGAGCUUCAUAAUAUCCAAGGAAGUCCGUAGGUCCCAGGAAAAUGGCCUCACCCUGCUUCACCUCGUGGUGAUUCAAGGAAAUGUGGAGAAGGUGAAGUUUCUAUUGAGUCAGGAGGCCAACAUGGACAUCCAGCUGGUCUGUGGCUACACCCCACUCAUUGUGGCUGUCCAGAAAAGGUCACCAGAGAUCUGCUCAGUUCUAAUAGAGCACAGUGUGGAUGUCAACAUGGCUGACAAAGACAGCUGUUCCCCUCUUCACUUUGCUGCUCAGAAUGGGGAUGACAGGAUUGUGCGCCUCUUGCUGGACCACCAGGCACAGGCAGACUCCCAAGAACGUGAAGGAUGGACUCCACUUCACUUGGCAUCUCAGAAAAACUUCAAGAACGUGGCCCAGGUGCUGUUUUCCCAUCAGGCUGACCCCAACUGCCAGGAGAACAUUGAGAGAAUUGCCCUUCACAUGGUAGUUUGCUUCGGGCACAUCAGCCUUGUGAAACUCCUAGCUAGCCAAGGAGCUGACCUAGAGAGGAAGCAGAAGAACCACCAGACCCCACUGCACUUUGCUGUAGAGAAGGGUAAGUUCAGGGUAGUCCAAUACCUCCUGAACAGUGGAGCAUCUGUCAGCUGUCUGGAUGAGAAUCACUACAGUGCCUUGCACAUGGCUGCGGUGAAGGGGAAAUAUCUGAUAGGUGAGAAAUUGAUCAAAUACAGGGCUAAUGUGGACUUGAGGACGGACAAAGGGUGGACCCCCCUUACACCUGGCUUGUUUUAAGGCCACAUCGAAAUCAUCUGCCUGCUAAGAGACAACCACGCUAAACUGAAUGUCAAAGGAGGCAUGGAUUGGACAUCUCUUCACAUGGCCACCCGCUAUAGCGAAGAGUCUGUGGUCUGCGAGCUCCUGAGAAGCGAGGUAGACCCCAACAUUGCCGAGAAAUCAGACUGGACCCCUCUGCACCUCACUUUCCAGCGGGGUGCCUUCCUGAGCAUCAUCAACCUUCUGGAGCACAAAGCAGACAUCAUUGUUAAGAACAAGGUGGGUUGGACUCCCCUGCGCCUCACUGUCCUCAGUGGCAACGUGGCUAUCAUAAAGACCUUAAUCAAUGCUGGUGCUGUGCUGCAUGUGGAGGACAUGACUGUCUGCACACCCCUCCAGCUGGCCAUUAGGAAUCAAAAGCAAAGCAUUGCUACCUUACUGCAAGGAAAGGACUUGCCAGUGAAUAACAUGAAGGCCACUGAUGUGCUAGAUGACAACAGAUUUGUCGCAAUGCCCACAAAUAUCUGA
Molecule: messenger RNA, 2145 nt
Organism: Chelonoidis abingdonii (Abingdon island giant tortoise)
Lineage: Eukaryota; Metazoa; Chordata; Testudines; Testudinidae
Source: RefSeq, a predicted model, not a curated record